AUGACGGCUCUGAAGGAAAACAGAUCCCUCAAGGCCAUUGCUUUCGGGCGUCACGGGGAUGGCCCCCCACCAGAUCUUUUCCCACCCCAAUUUUUGCUUCCUCCCCUACCAGUAGCGGCAAGAAUGCUAUUGCCUGCUCCUCCGCCACCGCCGGGUCAUCAGCCACCUCGGGGUCGUCAGCGACCGCAGAGGGGAUUUUUGCCUCCACCUCCUCCCGGACCAUUGCCUCCUCCACCACUGCCAUUUCCUGCUCCUCAGCCGUCUCCGCCGUAUCAGCAGUUGUUACCGGCUGCGCAAGCGGCACGGGACAUGUUGAUAAGCAAUUGUAUUGUCGAGCAAAUCACUGUUGAGGGCAAUCCAGACCAGCUCCUUUGGUCCUUUCGGGCUCAACAACAAUAG
This is a messenger RNA of Seminavis robusta, 399 nucleotides long. The record is from the annotation of a GenBank genome assembly. Lineage: Eukaryota; Bacillariophyta; Bacillariophyceae; Naviculales; Naviculaceae.